AUGGAGGACUGUCCUGAAGGCGUGGACGAGGACAGCUUCAAUCGGAUGCGCGAGCUUCGCUCGGAGAAGCUCCGUGCCGAAGCCGAGGUGACCAAAGGCGCCACGGUUCUGGCUGAGAUGGGUGGGUUCUUGGCUCAUUUGGAGCGGGAGUCUGCAGAGGCCAAGAGUGAUCGAGAUCGCUUGGAGCGCGAGCUACGAGAGCACAAGGAGUUGAUGACCCGAGAGCUGUAUGACAUUGAGAUACUCUUCAAGCUCAAGCAGGGCCAGGUUGAAGUGCCACAAGCAGCAGUGGUGACCGACUACUCUGAUGCGAUUGUCAUCGAUCAGGAGGUGGUGGAAUCCCGAAACAGCAGGAUAACGGAUCUUGGAAAGGACAAGGUUCACAUCCUGACCAAGAUUAAGGAGUUUAGAAAGUCCUUAAGCUUGCUGGACUGGGAGCACGAAAUGCUGGCCUUGCAAACCACCGACCUGGAGGAGCGGACCAAGGAUGUACAUAUGCUGCGCGUAACCAAGGACCUGCAAUCUUUGCUCAAAGGUGGCGAGGAAGGCAGAAAUAAGGCCGAGUCUGACUUGCUCGAGAGAAAAAUCGAGCAUGUGAGUGAGGCGACUGAAAAGAAGGAGCAGGCGCUGAAAAAACAGCACGCCAUGCUGGCUCAUGCGGCGAAGCUCCGAAAGAAUGAGAAUGGCAUGUUGGAGAAGAAGCUGCGAGAGCUGCAGCAGAACGUGAUCCAGCGUGAGCACAUCCGGCGCUUGCGGGGCCCGGCCGGAGGCGGCGGUGGAGCUCCGCAGAAGACCGGUGGAGGCGGCCGUGUGGAGGCAGGUUCCGGAUAA
Molecule: messenger RNA, 831 nt
Organism: Durusdinium trenchii
Lineage: Eukaryota; Dinophyceae; Suessiales; Symbiodiniaceae
Source: the annotation of a GenBank genome assembly